Messenger RNA from Blepharisma stoltei, 549 nucleotides. Lineage: Eukaryota; Ciliophora; Heterotrichea; Heterotrichida; Blepharismidae. The record is from the annotation of a GenBank genome assembly.
AUGCUGCAAAGGUUUAUAUUUCAAAGGGAAAAAUAUUGAAUUGGUGCUUCUGCAUUUUGCUUGGGAACUUUUGCCUUUCCAUUUCAACCUCUGCAUUAUUUAGGGUUUGCUUGCUGUGCCUAUAAUGUUUUAGAACGACUCGGUAUCAUUGAGAUCAAUCUGAUUCCAGAUAUAGAGGAAAGGAAAACAAAGCUAAAUCAGUAAUUUUCAUAUAGACUUCUAAGGCAUCAUUUGGAGAAUUUUGACGAUUUAGAUCGCUACAUCUCGCCUAAAACGCUGCUUUUAGCUUUGCCAAAAGUGACUUUUGAUGAUCAAGGCUUUUUAGGAUGGUUAUGAUACAAGUUAAAUAUACCAAACAGUAAUAAAGGGAAAUUCUAUAUGGAUACACAAUGAAAAGAUGUGAAAUACUACGGAGAAGGCUGGGCACGCUGCCAAGGACGUUAUCUUUCAGGCAAUAAUUAUUAUUUUACUAAAAUAGUUGUUGAUCAAUCAAAGCCAAGACCACGAGAAUUAGUCAUUUUAGAUACAGAUAUCAUUGAAAUUAACUAA